AUGCCAACUUGUUGUGUGCCACAUUGUAAAAAUCGUACCGGGUUCUAUCAAAAAAGAAGAGGAAAUUAUUUUACAUUUCCGAAGGAGUCUGCUAUUCGGCAGCAAUGGAUAAANGCUUGUCAAUUAAAUGAGCGUAAUAUCAAGGUCGAUUCUGCUAGGGUAUGUGACAUGCAUUUUACAGAGAGCUCUUUUGAAAUGAUAAUGACAAAACUGGCAAAAAAUGGAUUAAAUACUAAAUAUCUACGCCGUUUGAAAAAGGGUUCCGUACCUACGGAAAAACUAUUGUUGGAGAAACAAAAUAGAGCUUUAAGUUGCAAAAGACGAAAUGUAAGACCAAACGUAGAAAUACCAAGCUAUUCAUCGCAGGCAGAGACAUCACAGGCAGUGAAUACAUCGCAGGGAGUGGAGACAUCGCAGGCAGCGGAGAUAUCACAGGAAGCAGAAACGUGCAUGUAUAUCAAGGAUCAUUGUGAAAAACGAGUGGACGUGUAC
Pseudomyrmex gracilis is the source of this 492-nucleotide messenger RNA. RefSeq lists its product as uncharacterized. Gene Ontology annotation, molecular function: sequence-specific DNA binding. The record is from RefSeq and is a predicted model, not a curated record. Lineage: Eukaryota; Metazoa; Arthropoda; Insecta; Hymenoptera; Formicidae. The transcript has 3 exons. The annotation marks the transcript as partial.